This is a messenger RNA of Closterium sp. Yama58-4, 357 nucleotides long. The record is from the annotation of a GenBank genome assembly. NCBI's taxonomy places the organism in Eukaryota, Viridiplantae, Streptophyta, Zygnematophyceae, Desmidiales, Closteriaceae.
AUGCGGAGGCUAGUGGGCAUCCCGCCUUGGCGGGGUGCAUCACAUGCGGAGGCUAGUGGGCAUCCCACCUUGGCGGGGUGCAUCACAUGCGGAGGCUGGUGGGCAUCCCACCUUGGCGGGGUGCAUCACAUGCGGAGGCUGGUGGGCAUCCCGCCUUGGCGGGGUGCAUCACAUGCGGAGGCUAGUGGGCAUCCCGCCUUGGCGGGGUGCAUCACAUGCGGAGGCUGGUGGGCAUCCCGCCUUGGCGGGGUGCAUCACAUGCGGAGGCUGGUGGGCAUCCCACCUUGGCGGGGUGCAUCACAUGCGGAGGCUGGUGGGCAUCCCGCCUUGGCGGGGUGCAUCACAUGCGGAGGCUAG